Messenger RNA from Drosophila subpulchrella, 2950 nucleotides. It is a transcript of the gene Mtp, whose product is annotated as microsomal triglyceride transfer protein large subunit. The transcript has 6 exons. Lineage: Eukaryota; Metazoa; Arthropoda; Insecta; Diptera; Drosophilidae. Gene Ontology annotation, biological process: lipoprotein metabolic process; lipid transport. The record is from RefSeq and is a predicted model, not a curated record. Gene Ontology annotation, cellular component: basolateral plasma membrane; endoplasmic reticulum; Golgi apparatus. Gene Ontology annotation, molecular function: lipid binding. Bases 160 to 2820 code for a protein of 886 amino acids.
UUGUUUUUUUCUCUCCUCGCGGUCGGUCGGUUUUUAAUAGCAUUCUGCCUUAAAGUCCAUCGCCAGCCGGCUUAACAACAGUCUUAUCAAUGAAUUAGUCUAAAUACCUCAGCUCAGCCAAUUAAGGAAGCACAAAGUCGAACACAAGCUAUUUGAAACAUGGAAAACAAACAAAAAAACUGGCUGCAAUCUCUGCUUCUUGUCGCACUCUUUCUUGGAAGUUUCGACCAGGGAAGAGCGGCUUUAAUCCCUCCGAACAGCCAGCAAAUCUUCAAGCUGCAAAAUCAAGUAAUUCUCGAAGAACUGACGGCAGGUUCAAGUGCCAAGGAGACGAGUUAUACAUUUGAGACUGACCUUAAAAUCAGUUCGGUCUGGAGUCGGGAUGAAGAUCAGCUACUGGAGGUCUUUAUCAGCGGAAGUCGGGUUGAUGCCUCUGGAAAAUCCCGACCUAUUACCCAGAUACCCGACAGACCUUUUUACAUCAGUCUGGUUAAGGGACAGCCUGAAAAGGUUAUAGCCCAUAGUUCAAAAGAUCAAUCCGUGUUAAAUUUGAAGCGCGGAAUAGCUUCCCUGCUGCAGUUGAGGUUGGAUGGCUCCCAGGAGGAAGAAUUGGAUGUUUCUGGCCUGUGUCGAGUUUCCUACAAAGUGAAAUCCUCAACGAAGGUGGAGAAAAGCAAAAGACACUGUUCUCUCUGGGAUCUCCGGGUGAACUAUCACCCAGAGGAAGCACUAGGCAUUACUCAGCAAGCCCAGGAGCAGGUCUCCUACGAACUGACUUCGGAGGGAACUCUUUUGAAGGCAGAGUCCAUGGAGAGUCACCGCCUAAGCCUAGCAGCCAAACCGGAUGUGGGAAGCUCUGUGAAGAGUACUCUAAUCCUGCAACACAUCUCCCAGGGAUCGGAGGAAGUGAAGCAGCUGGAACUGGACAGCUUGGAGGAGGUCAUCCAGAGCCUGCUAGACUGGAAUCGCGUCUUUAAGCUGGAAUCCGAUGUAGAUGGCAUGAUCAGCGAGAUCAAGGAGCAAACUCUUGAGGAACAACUGAAGGCUUCUGUGGAGGAACUGCAAUCCGAGAACGUGGGCAAAUCCUCGCUGGCUCUGGCCUACGUCAAACUAAUCCCCUUGGCCCGCAUCACUAGACAAGAACACUUCGUAGAUCUGCUCAAUGAGCACUCACAACUCCUGCCCCAGCUGGUGGAUCUUUUGGGUGCUGUUCAAACCUUCGACGCUCAUAAUGCCACCUUUGGAUUCCUUUACAAAGAGGCGGAAACUACAAACGAGCAAUUGGAACUGCUGGAGAAAUACUUGCAGUCCCUGGCGGUGGCCACGCAUCCGGAUAGGAAAAUAGUUGAACACCUGUACGGAUUACUAGAGUGGGAGUCUAUACAGAAGCAGUUGAAGCUGAGAGAGAGCAUUAUCCAAACUUUGGCCACCCUAACGCGUCAAAGUCGAUUCGAUGUGGAAGAUCCAUUGCUGCAGCAGGUGCGAACCUAUAUCCUGCAAGGUCUCUCCUCCAAGGAGCCCACUUUGUAUAUCAGGGCUCUGCAGAAUCUCCAGGAUCCCGGCACUAUUGAUUCCCUGCUGGAGCAGGCUCAAAGUGACGAGGAGCAUAAUUUAUCGGUGGCUGCUUUGCAGGCCCUAAAAGCUUUUCCUCCGCGCAGUUUUAGUCCCUCGCACCGCCAGCAGUUUGAAAGUAUUUUCUACCAGCAAAAGCGGCGCUUUGAUAGCUCUGCUCGCACUCUGGCUUUGGAUAUUAUCCUGUCGCUCAGGCCAAGCCAGGAGCAAUUGGGUCACCUGUUGGACUACCUGGCCUCUAAUGAUCGCCAAUUUGAGAUUAAAACCUAUGUGCUGCAAAAGCUGCGAAUGCUUGCUGAACAGUGUCCGCGUUUCAGGGCUUUGUUUGAAAAAGAGCUGGCUAAAAGGAAACAGGUUAACAACUACAAUGUGCUGGGACAAAAGGGUCUGACGACAGUCCUGACCCGCCAGCUUUCUGUGGCUCCUGCCUUCAACGAAUCUCUACUAAGUACCCAGGAGGUAUACCAGGGAAUCCUGAAGCGUGGCUCUGUGGAAUUCCUGCUCCACGCUGGACGCUCCCAAUCCAGCAGCUUCAAAUUGGGCAUCUACACUGCCGGUUUGGGUUCGCUGGUGGGCGAUAGUGACUCCGAUGAUGGAAAUGACCAAAUCCCGGCUGAUGAUGAACUGGGUGGCGAGGAAACGGUCACCGCCGGCAUGGAGAUUAGUGUGCAGGGCGCCCAGCUGCGACCCCUGAUCUUUUUCAGCGGUCAGACGGAGUUAAUGGGUCACGUGUGGGGAGGAAGUGCCUCAGAUUCGACGCCCGCCUACCAGGCAACCACCUUGGCCCAGGACAACGAGCACUACAUAAUCCUGGCAUCGGGAGCCACUCUUCAUUGGCGAGUGCUGGGCGCCAGGAGUGUGGAUCUCAAUGGCAAGGUGGGAUUCAGCCUGUGGAAUCGAAAUGCUCAGACGGAGAUUCAGCAAAACACUGGUAGCGCUGUCCUUGGUCAUGUGGCUGUUGGUUUCACCUAUGCGAAAUUAGUGCAGGAUUUCAGCCUCACUCACGAACCGAAGUUGAGUCUGAAUGCGGAUCUGGACUUCUACAGUGGCAUUAAGCUCUGCAUGCAACUUCAGCGACCUGAACAGCUGCUCAAACAAACCUCCAGUCGUUCUGUUUUCCUACAGUCCGUGGAUCGACCUUAUGCCAAACAUGUGCGUGCCACAUUGUCGCACAAAACUGCGGGCUGCACUUUCGCCCUCAAUCAGAAAAACAACGAAAUGUGCAACGUCAUAUUUAGCGAGCAAUAGAGAUUAUUGGAGAUUCCUCUUACAAAAAGAGAUAAACACUUGAAACUGUAAUGCUAUAUUAAAAACUCAGAGAUUAAGACUCAUUAUAGUUAUAAACGAAAACGAACAAAGGCAAUCAAAUUUUCAAAAA